Molecule: messenger RNA, 1242 nt
Organism: Naegleria lovaniensis
Lineage: Eukaryota; Heterolobosea; Eutetramitea; Acrasida; Naegleriidae
Exons: 1
Coding region: 1-1242 (413 amino acids)
Source: RefSeq, a predicted model, not a curated record
AUGUCAGUAUCCACUACUGCGACAAUUGUCUCUACCGGCUCUGCUCCCGCUAACUCUACAAACCGCAACAGCGCAGCUCAGCCAUUGAUUAUCAAACCAACAUUUGCUCCAACCGAGGAGUACUUGAAAAAGCAUGACUAUGCUGAGAAGAACGAGCUCUUCUUGUCCGAGAAGGAUACUCAACUUGCUGUAAAGUCUAUCCGUAACACCAUCAAGAACGAAGAAGCUCGUCUUCGUAGAAAGUACAAGUGGUUGAAAUAUCAAGAUGCCUUGGGCUUGUUGGCUUUCAGCAUCAGUGUAAUUUCAAUGCUUGCUGUUGGUUACUUGUAUUUGCAAGGUCGUCUUCAUUGGGCUUUGGUUGUUCCAUUGUUGGCUUUGCCUGCUUCCAUCUUGCACGAGUUGGAGCACGAUCUCAUCCACAAUCUCUACUUUAAAACCAAUCAAUGGGUUCACCAUGUCAUGUAUGCCUUUAUUUACGUUGCCAAAUUCUCCGUAACUCCAUGGUACAGAAAGUUUAUGCACUUGCGUCAUCAUCAAGUCUCCGGAUCCAAAUAUGAUUUAGAGGAAAGACUCAUUGGAAGCGGUCUACCAUUUGGUUUCUUGCGUCUUGCUCUUGUUUUGACUCCUUGGGCCAAUACCAUGGUUUUGGAUGAUAUUGAAAAGGAUAACCGUUCUGACUGGAGCAGAUGGGGACUUGUUAUUACAUGUAUCCCAACAGUUUUCACAUUCGCUGUUCUUUGGCAUUUGUUCUUUGGCUAUGUUCGUGCAAUUACUGGUUUAACCAUUACUGACUUUGAUCCAGUCUUGUAUUUGCCAUUGUGGGCUUGGCCAGUUGUAAGAGAUUUGGGCGUGUUGAUCUUGUUGCCUAACAUUUUGAGACAAGCUUGUUUGAAUUUGAUGGCUUCAUAUUGCCACUAUUACGGAGAUGUUCCUGCUGGUGACGUUUUCUAUCAAGGACAAGUUAUUGAUCACUGGACUAUGUGGCCAUUCCAAUUAUUCUGCUUUAACUUUGGUGCUACUCACAUUAUCCAUCACUUUGUUCCAAAUCAGCCAUUCUAUAUUCGUGAAGCCAUUUCUCGUAAAGCCAAUGCUGAAAUGAUAAGACAUGGCGUUAGAAAUAAUGACUGGGGAAUUGUCGCAAGAAACAAUCGUUAUUAUGAGUCAACCAAGCAUUUGCUCGAAGCUGACACAACUCAAGUCAUUAAUCCAGAACAAUGGAACGAGAUCAUUAAAUCUAAUUAG